Molecule: messenger RNA, 6597 nt
Organism: Paramisgurnus dabryanus
Lineage: Eukaryota; Metazoa; Chordata; Actinopteri; Cypriniformes; Cobitidae
Gene: akap12b
Product: A kinase (PRKA) anchor protein 12b
Biological process (GO): signal transduction; regulation of protein kinase C signaling
Cellular component (GO): cytoplasm
Molecular function (GO): calmodulin binding; protein kinase A binding
Source: RefSeq, a predicted model, not a curated record
ACUGAUAGGAGGAGGUGUCCUAAAAGGCAAUCUGCACACCCGUUUCAACACUUUCCCAACGAGACAACCCUCGGGACGGACUGCAGGGCGAAUUGGAUACCUGAUUCGGCAACGAUAGUUUCACUUUGAGCGCUUAAUUUGGAGACAGCGUGGCGUUUUAUCAUGGGAGCGACACCAUCCGUGCAGCGUGACGCGAAGAGUCCUGAAGAUGCGCCAGAGGACGCGGUCGAUGCAGAGGUGAACGAGAGGAGGGAGCAGGAUGGAGAAAACGUGGAUGACAAGCCUCUUCAAAAGAACGGACAGAUCUCUAUCUCCAGUCUUAACGGAAAGACAGACGAUCAAUCAGAAUAUAAUGGUCACACAGAGGAUAACCCCCCAGCUGAAGUUGGCCAGACGGACACCAUCUCCCAAAAAGAAGAAAGUACUGAUACAAUUGAGGUGCAUCAGGAAGAGGCUGCCCCACAGGUUAAUGGAGAGAAAGGAGAUGAUUCUGCAAAUGCAGAUGAAAUUACUACCAUAGAAGAGAAGGCAGUAGAGGAAAAACAAGAGGAGGCCAAUGAGGUGGGCUUCAAAAAGAUCUUCCGCUUUGUUGGAUUCAAGUUUACACUGAAGAAGGAUAAGAAUGAGAAGACUGAACCUGUCCAGCUGCUGACAGUGAAGGAAACAGAUGGUGGUGCACAAGAUCCAGCUUCUGAAGAAAUUAAAGAGGAACUUACAACAGAGGAAGCUAAAUCUGUGGAAGAGAAAUCACCAGAAACAACAGAGAAAGAACAAGAGACAGCAGCUGAAGAUGUGACUGUUAAAGCAGUGGAAACAACAGACAAACCUGCAGAAGAUGCAGCAGCAGAGGCCGAAAAAAGCAGUGAUGAUGUGCCAGAGAAAUCUGCAGAGGAAAUGGAGGUAACCCCAGAGAAAGAGCCAGAACCAGAAGUGCAAACUGAAUCUACAAGUCCACUCUCUGAAGAGACACAGAGUCCCUUCAGGAGAUUUUUCACUCAGGGAAUCUUUUCCAACCUGCGCAAGAAGACAAGCUUCAAGAAGCCCAAAGAUGAGGAACCAGUGAAGGAAAAGUCUACAGAGGAGGAAAUUAAGGAAUGUGAGGAAAUAGCAGGGGAUGCUGUUGAUGGUACAGAGAAAGCGGAGGUGGAUGCAGAGAAAGUACCAGUUGAUGCCGAGCAGAAAGAGGAGCCAGCAGAAAUUAAAACUGAAGCUGACACAGCUGAAAUUGCUUCCACUGACACAGAGGAGCAAAAGGAUCUUAAAGUAGAGGCUGAGGCUGCAAGUGAAGCUGAAACUGUGGCUGAAACUGAAACUGCUGAAGCUCCUGCUGCUGAAACUGCUGAUGAUGCACAGCCCAUCGAAGAUGCAAAGCCAACAAAUGACAAGCCAGAUGUCUCUGAAGUAGUGACCACUGAGGCUGAAAUCCUGUCAUCCCAGGAGAAAGCUAAGCCUCAGGGAAGCCCACUCAAGAAGCUCUUUACAGGAGCAGGUCUGAAAAAGCUGUCAUCCAAAAAACAGAAGAAUAAGAAAGAAGCAGAAUCAAAGCAAACAGAAUCAAGCGAACAAGCUGCUGAACAAAUCCAGUCAUCCACUGAGUCAGCUGAACCCCAGAAACCUGAUAGUGGAGCAUCUUCUCCAGAGGAAUCUGUUGAGCAUGUUGUAGAGGAGGUAAAGCAAGCUGAAAUGGCUCAAGCUGCGGAGCUUGAGGGUGAACAAGUCACUUCUGACAGUGAGAAGAAGAAAGAUGGAAUUCUACCCUGGUCAUCUUUCAAAAAACUAGUCACUCCGAAAAAACGUGUCAAAAGGCCUUCUGAGAGUGAAGAUGAGGCACCUGCAGACAAACCUAAAUCUUCUACCCUGUCGUCAACUGAGAGUGCCAGUGCCGUACUUGAUGACAAAACUGAUGAGCCUAAACCUUCUGAAGAAGCACCAUCUGAGUCUAAAGAAGAAACACAGGUAGAUUCUAAGGAUGAGGCAAAACCUGAGAAGGCCGAACCAGUUGCAGAGGAGCCAAAAAGAAAAAUGGAUACCUCUGUUUCCUGGGAAGCUCUUAUUUGUGUGGGGUCAUCUAAAAAACGGGCCAGGAAGACUUCUGAUUCUGAUGAUGAGGAACCUAAAAUUGAGGAAGAAGUGCAGCAGGUUGAAGAGGAGCAGGUGAAGACCACUGAGUCACCUGUUGUAAGUUCAGGUGAAGCUGACCAUGAGAAUUUGGCAUCCUCACCUGAACCGGAGGAAGAGCUUGUUUCCACUUGGGAGUCCUUCAAGAGGCUGGUCACCCAUAGAAAGAAACCAAAAGGAGAAGCUGAUGAAGCCUCAGGCCCAGAGCAGCCAAUGUCUGACAGUGAAAUCCCCAAAGAAGAAUCCUCUUUUUCUUUGAGGAAACUGAUUCCACGUAGGAAAAAGAAGUCUGAUGGUAAACAUGACAAAGUCUCAUCUGACGUUGGCUCUGCAGAGGAUGACUCUGACACUCCAGCAGUGGUGCCUCUGUCAGAAUAUGACAGUGAAACCGCUCCAGAAGUUGCUGUUAAGGCAGAGGAGGUGAAGGAGGAAAGUGCACCAGUGACUCAGUUAAAGGCCCCAGCUGAAGACAGAUCACCAUCAUGGAUCUCAACUGCUGUGGAAAAUAUUGAGGAUGCGAUAGAAGGAAAUCAACUAAGUGACAUACCUGAAGAGGGAGACACCGCUGCCACACCUAAAUCCGCUGACAGCACCAUUGCUGAAGAUGUUGUUGAGCUCACAUCAGAGGCUGUUACUGCUCUUGAACAAGUAGAGGAAACAGAAAUGGUUUCUGCUGUUUCACGUGUUACAUCAUCACCAGUUACAUCAGGUGAGACAACUCCUGUCCCAGGUGAUAAUGUGGAGAAAAAGACUGAGGCAGUAUUACAGGAAGCCGUUGAGACGAUCACUGUUACCACAGGUGCCAUGACUGUCACCAUGACUGAGGAGCAAGAGAUAAAUGUUGUUUCCACAACUGAUCCUAUUCAAGUUGAGUCAGCUACCAAGGAAGAGAAAACCAUAUUGGUUGUUCAUGAGAAAACUGAGGCAACAACCAUUUGCACCGGCCUUGACACUAAAGAAAUACAGGUGGUGGAACAGGAGAGCCUCUCAAAGUCUUCGGUAGAGUCUAUCACAGUUGUUAGCCAGGUACUAGUCACAGAGAUGGCUGUAGAAGACAAAAUUGAAAAGCUUGAAAAGGCCAGCGUGACUGAGGAUGAAGUUCUCGAGGCUCAGGUGAGUGAAGUUCAGACAGACCUUAAAGAUGAGCCUCAAAUAACUUUAGAAAAUGCUGUUGAGGAAAAAGUGCAGUUUGAAGAGGUGAAAGAAGAACCUGCAGCAGAGACUGUCACUGACAUUCAAGAAGUAGCAGCAGUUAAGCUUGCAGUAAUCAAUGCAGUACAGCAGGAGCCAGAAAUUCUUGAAGAGCCAGUGGUAGCUGAAGAAACCCCCAGCGUUGAGGCUGAAGGUCCUGUUGAACCAACUAUUGAAGAGUCAAUCUGUGCCAAAACUGUAGAGGUCACUGAAGUUGCUGUUGCUGAAGGUGAGAAGAUGCAAGUACUGGAGGAUGUUAAAGAGUCAGUUGCCAGUGUUGAGGUAGCACCUGUUGAGGGUGUAUCGAUAGUUGUAACAGAUGAGGUCACGGCAACCCUUCCAGAUGUACCUGCUGCUGAAACCGCAAAGGAAGAUCCCAUUCCUGUUAUUGCUCCCUCUGAAGAAUUUGCAGUCAUCAAAGAAACUGUAUGUGUUAUAAGCUCAACAUCUGAGACAUCCCAGACAGCAGUGCUAGCACAGGAAACAAUUAUGGAAAAAGUUCCCCUUGUUAUUCCCACUGGUGACCACAAAAUUCAGGUUAUAGUGAAUGAUGUAGAUGUUGUCUCUGCUCAAGGAGAAGUUGAGGGUGACAUUGAAGUGGCCUCAACAAGAGUUACUGUUGUAGUGGAGGAAGCUUGUGACAGUGUGUUAGAAGAAACUGAACUGGUACAGGCAAACCAAGUAACAGAAGCAGAAAUCAUUGAGAAACAAAGCAGUGUCAUUGUGCAGGAGGUCAUUCAAAAUGUUGUUGAGAACUUUGUGGAAACACAUGAGGAUAAAAAGGAUGCUGAGGAAGUAAAGAGCUGUGCCGCAUCAGUGGUAGUCAAGCUUGAAGAGCCUCCAGCGGCUCCUGAAAUAAUCAAGGAACAACCCACAACAGACGUUUCAGAGGAAAAAACAUCACUAGAGGAACCAAGUACUUCUGAGACUCUCUGCAAAGAUGAUGAACAAACUCGUAUUAUCAUUGAGAAACCAACUAUAACAGUCAGUGAAGCUGCGUUGAUUGCAGAAACAGUCCCGGUGUCUCUCACAGGUGAAAUCUCAGUUCAAAGUGAGGAGGUUGUAACAGUUUCUGUGACAACUGUGCAUCAAGAAAUAGAGGUAACAAAAAGCGAAAUUGAUCUUAAGCAGGCAGAAGAGAAGACAUGCGAAGAACAGUGUAGUGAGACCACAGAAAGUAAAGAUGGAAAAAGUCAAGUCGAGGCCACUGAGACACCAGCUUCAGCAGCCACACCAGAGGAAAAGUGCCCGACUACUGAAACAACUGCUGUUGUAGGUGCAAGUCAAGAAGAGUUGGUGGCUGAAGAGUGUCAAGUGGCGAAGGAGGUACAGAUUGAAUCAGCACAGGAAUUCGAUGUUGGUGUCGUUAAUGUAAUAAAUGCAGUCAGUGAACCUGUUCAAGACCCAGAGACAGUAGAAGACAGGCUUAAAAAAGACUUGAAAGAUCCCCAUACAAAAGCUUCAACACAGGACUCUAAAAACCAGGUAGAAUCCGCAGAUCCAGAUUGUCAAAAGGCAGAUGCUGCCAAACAGGAGAUUGAUGCUGAGGAGACGGCAGAUGCCAUUGCAGUGGAGGAGGUGGCGAAUGACAUUGAACCCGUGUCCACAGAUGUUGUCACAGUGUCAUGAGCAGUCUGCAUGCAAGAAGCGGUCACAUGACUGGGAAUUCAGAGCUUUCCGGAAAGCAGGAUGUGAGAGGCUACCAUGGAGGACACUAAGAGAUGUUGCUCUGUCCCAGAGCCCCCAGAGACUGAAGGCCAUUCUCUUUUUCUAUCUCUCUCUCCAUUAAUCCGUCCAUUCUUUUGUCCCUCAUUCCAAAUUUCCCAUCAUAUCACUGAGGUCUUUCGCCUCUAUGGACUCACUAUGGGAUCAACCCACCCUCCAUCAUUUUUCUAUAUUUUGCCAAAUUGCAUCAAAUGUCAUUUUAUCUCAUCUGUGACUUUUGCAAUGAACAUUUUUAUUUUUUAUUAGUUGUUCAACCAUGCUUGUGUUGAAUGGAGAGAAUAUGUAUGCGUGGUUGUUGUAUGAGUGUGGUGUUGGAGUAGGAGGGUUUAUUUGUUUUUUUGUAUAUUGUAUUUAUAUCUUAAAUAUUCACUCAACCCUCUCAAACACAUUCUAACAUUUUUAAAAAACUAUUCCUUGGCAGAUGAUUUCAUGAUGAUGUAAAAGUAUUAUUUAGACUAGUAAUGCUAACAAACAUGGUACAGAUGCGCUACAGCUUUCGCAAACAACAAAGUUCAGUGGCUGUGGAGUCAAAAUCCAUCAGCCAUUACUCAUUCUCACUGUAGGUAAAUCACUUGUGAGUCUCAUACUGUGAAAUGUUAAGUCUGUCGAUCAUGUACAAUCACAAUGAACAAUCUCACCUGCGAUCAUGCGUGAGAUUUUAAGUUUGUGGUACCCUGUGAAAUAGAUUAUGUUGAUAAACACCUGCAUGAGUAGGGAAUGUUUAGUAAGGACAUUUUAUUGUCUCCAACAUACAUCUGCACUUCACUGUUUUAUGGCCUCAGUUUCAACUACUAGAAAGAAUCUAAGCUGGUUCAAAACUAAAUUGUGAUGGAAUUGUGCAUAAGAUUACAGACUAAUACAGACUGGGGAGUUGCAAUGGCACCUUCUAUUGGUGACCUUUGCAGGAUUUAUAGUGUAGUGAUACGUAAAAUGAUGAUUUUAAUUUACAGAUACGUGAGUGUUCAGUAAUAUAGUUUUGAACAUUUUUUGCAAUCCUAAUCUCCAUAUCAGUGACUGUUAUUUCUUUAAAAUGCCUUUUUGGGUGUGUAAUGUCAAAACCAUUAUGCUGGCAGGAGUGGACCAUAGGGUCCAUGGCAAGAAUUUCACAAAUAAUAUUAAAUGCAUCAAGAAGAUGGGUUGCAAACUGUAAAAAUGUAGUGUAAUUCAUUAAUUAACAUUUAAUUUGGUGGACAUUUGCUUUUGAUCACUCAAAAUAGAUGCAGGUCAACUUUCAAGAUCAAAUUACAGAAACUACAUAGAGGAUGCAUGAAAAUAGAAAAUCAGCUCUGCUACUGUCACGCCUUGAAUGAAAAGCCAACUCACAUUUUUUCUUAGCUUUUAUAAUACUGUCUACUGUGAAGCUCUUUAACAUUUGUACAAAUUGUAUACCUAUCUACCUUAAGUCAUAUUGUAAUAUUAACAAAUAACCAAUGAAAACAUUAAGGAAUGUUGUAUACCAGUAGCAUGAACCUCACAUAUUCUUUUUGUAUUCUUCAAGCUGUUAAUAGUAUGGAUACAAAAUCAUGUCUAUAUUUCAUUCAAAUAAAGUUAGUGUAAAGCAGG